GCACAGUGCAGACAGGAGGGAGAGUCUGAGCGCAGCGGGCGAAGCACUGCUCUCUGCCGGCGGAUCUUACUGCACAGUUUAUUCGGAGACCACUGCCUAACGAAAUCCCCGGAACACACGGGACAGGUGUGGACACUUUUUAAACUAUGCGUUAUUACUUUUGGAGAGGCUGCGCAGUGAAUCGGAGGGACCCGAUUUCACUGGACUCGUUGUGACUCCAAACAGUAGCCGCACGUUUCGCAUCUAGCAAAGUCGAACGGUUAUCACUAAGGAAAAGGGAGGACGCUGGGCUAUUUAAGGAUUUUAUUUCUAAAGUAAUCCAACAGCUGGGAACUAUACUGUAAUAAGGACCGAACUACACAGGCCGAACGGGAGACGUACUCGGAGGAAAAGAGAGCCGAGCCAUGGAGGUCGCAGCGGCGGAUCAGUCUCGGUGGAUGGCGCACCAUCACGCAGUGCUGAACGGCCAGCACCCGGAUUCCCACCACCACAGUCUGAGCCACAAUUACAUGGAGCCGAUGGCGCCUUUGCUGCCCCAGGACGAGGUUGACAUGUUUCUGAACCACUUGGACUCUCAAGGGAACCCUUACUACACCAACUCCCGGGCGAGGGUCUCAUACAGCCAGGCGCACGCUCGCCUCACUGGGAACCAGGUUUGCCGGCCACACCUCAUCCACAGUCCCGGCAUUCCCUGGCUGGAUCCCGGGAAAGCCGCCCUGUCCGCCGCGCACCACCACAACGCAUGGGCGGUCAGCCACUUUAGCAAACCCGGCCUCCACCCCGCCGGUUCCGGCUACCCGUGCAGUAGCAGCGCCGGAACGGCCUCCGUGUCCUCUCUCACAUCGGCGUCCCACUCCAGCCCGCACCUCUACAGCUUCCCCCCGACCCCUCCGAAAGACGUAUCUCCGGACCCGGGCCCUACCUCCCCGACCUCCACCUCCACCAGGAUGGACGAGAAGGACUCGAUCAAGUACCAGGUGCCGCUGACUGACGGCAUGAAGAUGGAGAGCUGCAGCCCGCUCCGCGGCGGCCUGGCCUCCAUGAACGGCCAGGCUGCAGCCACGCAUCACCCCAUCCCGACCUACCCGGCCUACCCCCUCCACACACCCCACGAAUACAGCGGCAGCCUCUUCCACCCGGGUAGCCUGCUUGGUGGAUCCUCCUCCAGCUUUACGCCCAAAUGCAAAAGCAAAGCCAGGUCGAGCUCAGAACUAUAUGCAGAGGGUCGAGAGUGCGUGAACUGCGGCGCCACGUCCACCCCUCUGUGGCGGCGGGAUGGCACCGGCCACUACCUGUGCAACGCCUGCGGACUGUACCACAAGAUGAACGGCCAGAACCGACCGCUCAUCAAGCCCAAGCGGAGACUGUCCGCCGCCAGACGUGCAGGCACCUGUUGUGCAAACUGCCAGACCACCACCACCACCCUGUGGAGGCGCAACGGGAAUGGAGACCCGGUGUGUAAUGCCUGCGGCCUCUACUUCAAACUACACAACGUCAACAGACCCUUGACCAUGAAGAAGGAAGGCAUCCAGACACGCAACCGCAAGAUGUCCAGCAAGUCCAAGAGGAACAAACGGGCAGGGGACUGCUUUGACGAGCUCUCCAAGUGCAUGCAGGACAAGGCCUCACCCUUCGGCGCUGCGCCUGGCCUAACAAGCCACAUGACCCACAUGGGUCACCUUCCCCCCUUCAGCCACUCGGGACACAUGCUGCCCACUCCCACGCCCAUUCACCCUUCAUUCGGUCACCCGCACCACUCCAACCGGUCGCCGGUCUGGGCAGAGCCUCACUGAGUCUCUUUCAGGACGCAGGAGCCACCACAUCUCCAUAAACACUAAACAGCAGACAUGUGUCGUGUACAGUGGUUGGCUGGAGUGUAGCGGCUUUGAGUUAGACCGAGUAACCGAUGGUCGUGGGACGCCACAGCCUCGCUGAGGGCACGUCGCAGACUUUUGCAGACUCUAUAAAGAGCUAAUGCAAUGAGGGGGUUUGUCUGUCCCAGGGUGAGUGGGGCUGGCAGGAGAGGAGUGAAUGGAGAUGCUUGUCAUUCUUUUUGCUUGUUUUUACUAAGUCACUUUGGUACCCACCUCUCCCUGACCCUGUAACAGGAGACUCCGGAGAGGGCCAAAAAACAACCGCUGUUUCUCACCUCGUGAUCAUAUCGUCAUACUGCGAGAUAUGUGCACCCCAUCCAUCCCCGCACUGUUGUCCAGAACUGCCAUGAACACACAGACAGACUCCUCAGUGCUGGCAGCUGUCUUACAUGCAGAACCCCUUCAAGGAACCAACGAACCAGAGCUCUCCCCACAUGCUGGAUUGUGCACCACAAUGCUCACCUGUUUUUCAUAACUGUUUUAUGAAAAAAAAAAAAAAAAAACACAACACAGUAAAUAGAAUGUUUAUAAAUGCUUAAUUGCUAUUAUUGUUGUUAUAUUUGAUGUUAUAAUUAUUGCUACAAUAAUUUAUUUUCACUCUUUAAACUUUCACCAGACACACAUGGAAACAUAUGAUUUUAAUUACAUGGUUAUUACGCAAAGAAAAACACUGACCUGUCUUGGGUGAAUAAAAGUCCCUGGGCUGUACGUUUUUAUCAUUUUUUCAUCUCACAAAGAAGAGAAAAUAAAGUUUAAUACUGAA
Girardinichthys multiradiatus is the source of this 2637-nucleotide messenger RNA. RefSeq names its product GATA binding protein 2a (gene gata2a). The coding region runs from base 405 to 1793 and encodes 462 amino acids. Gene Ontology annotation, biological process: negative regulation of transcription by RNA polymerase II; positive regulation of transcription by RNA polymerase II; cell fate commitment. Lineage: Eukaryota; Metazoa; Chordata; Actinopteri; Cyprinodontiformes; Goodeidae. The transcript is spliced from 6 exons. Gene Ontology annotation, molecular function: DNA-binding transcription factor activity, RNA polymerase II-specific; zinc ion binding; RNA polymerase II cis-regulatory region sequence-specific DNA binding. Gene Ontology annotation, cellular component: nucleus. The record is from RefSeq and is a predicted model, not a curated record.